Molecule: messenger RNA, 2154 nt
Organism: Didymosphaeria variabile
Lineage: Eukaryota; Fungi; Ascomycota; Dothideomycetes; Pleosporales; Didymosphaeriaceae
Exons: 2
Coding region: 1-2154 (717 amino acids)
Biological process (GO): vesicle-mediated transport
Cellular component (GO): cytosol; endocytic vesicle
Molecular function (GO): small GTPase binding; guanyl-nucleotide exchange factor activity
Source: RefSeq, a predicted model, not a curated record
AUGGCCGACCGACCCAAACGACUUCAUACGUCGAACUCCUUUACACGUAUGGAGAAGACUCCGGAAAGCACCCUACAGAGUCCACCCAUGCCUGCCAUCCUCGACCCUUUGAAGGUCACGGCUACCCCAGAGGAGGAGGAAGGUCAUGCAGACGGCGAUGUAUUUGCAUCCAAGGAAGAUGAAGAGGAGCAAAUGGAGCACCAGAACGUACCAGAAGGCUUCGAGGAGCUACCGAUAGAGAUCCGCAGCUUGACGGAAAGAUUCCUCGAGUCGCUUUCUGCCAAAGUCCAUCCGAGCCCAUUAUCCGCCGACCGCUUGUCGGAUCUGUUCCAGGACUUCUACACCCGCGCAUCUGGCAAGAUCAACACCCACAUAGCUACUCUGUCUGCCCGUCUCAACAGCGACUCAUACAAGAAGACGUCCGCUUCUAGUCGCCCUGGCUCGGUACGCUCGAUUAGCGGCGAAAGCGGCGAACAACAGAUGCUCAGUGCAUCUGAGAUGGCCGACAGAAAGAAGGCUAGGAAAUUACUGGAGGUCAAGCGGGUCUCGCUCGAGGAGGCUGCGGAACGAGCUGUUUGUGAAAAGGUGUACGAUCGUAUUUGGCGGCACCGGAGUACGGAUGACGAGGAAAGGGAUCAUAAGCUUCGGUCACGAACAGCUGCCUUGUCACUGGUGGGCAUUGGCCUGAAAGAGCUGUUGAUGACCGCCGAAGAGUUCACUGAAGAGGAGCGCAGGAAAACCAAAGAGCGUGAAGGGGAAAUCAGAGAGUGGUUAUCCACUGCUCGAGACGACAUACUUUUGAUGAGCGAAGAGAAAUACCCGCUUGGGAAGCUGCGCCAUCUGACUGCUGCACACAAAUCCAUUGUCGAAGCUCUGUCAAAGAUCUUUCCAGCUUCAUCUUCUGCAGAUGAGAUCCUGCCUACAUUGAUUUACACCCUCAUCACCUUGGAGCCAUCGCGGCUCAACGCAUACAGCGAUCUGAAAUUCAUCCAAAGGUUCCGUGGCUCCACACGCAUGGAUGGCGAGACAGCCUACUGCUUGGUCAAUUUGGAAGCGGCCGUGUCAUUCUUAGAGACCGUUGACCUCUCGUCUCUUCGAGCAGAAGAGCCCGGUCCCAAAGAGAAGACUGGUUCCCGGCCACCCACACCACAAAAAUCCGAGAUAACCCCUAUGCCACUUGGGUUGGCACAAGCUCCAGACUUGACUCAGACGCCAGCUACUCCGACUUCCUCCUUAGCGCUACAACAGCCUCCGAGCCCCGGAACAAAGGCACAGCGUCGACUGAGCAAUCUCAUCCAAACACAGACGAAUCGCAUAGAAGCCGCCUCAGAUGCCGUCAAAGAGUCGAUCCUAGAUUCUGCUGACCAAGCAUUAGGGAGAAUCAACAAUACACUUGAUACAAGCUUUAAAUUUCUCUUCGGUCGAAUGAAGGACCGCGAUCCCAACAGCCCGGUCCAGGAGCCAGUAGAGCUCCCCAAGACGCUGGAAGACGCGAGGAAAUUAGUCAGUUCGCCCACGCGCCUAGAAACAGAAGACGACACCGCAAGUGUUAGCGGCGCAAGCUCCAUUCAUGGCGAAGAACGUGGGGAAGAGCAAGGUAGACCGGACUUGCAGGCGCGGAUGACAGACUUGUUUGGCGGUCGCCGCCAGCUGAGGGAUCGCAGCGUAGACUCUACACAGUCUGGGGGCAGCGGCAAACGCGUCGCGUUCGAUGCUAAACCGCCUCCAAUAGUCACGAAGAGUGAAGCAAUACCUCCUCAGCCGAAUGCUUCUGCCGUCGAUUCCCUCCGCAAUAUGGGCAACAGCUUAAACCCGCUUAAUCGCUUCGCAAGCAUCAACGUCAUUCCCAGAUUUGGUCGUACCGUGAGCCAGUCUACCACACCAAACGUAGGAACGCCGACUUCCGAGGCAAAUAAACAGUUACCUGCAGCAGCGACUGUGAAUAGGUCGCCGUCAGGGGAGGCGGCUGCACAAGUAGAUGACAAGGGUGCGAGGGCGAUCGCAGCGAUAGAAGCAUUAAAGAAAACGACUCCGCCGGUAAAACGAUUUCUGGAGGCGAAAGAUUCGCAGGACUUGAAGUUGAAGGAGGUGGACGAACUGUUGAAGGAGUACCAGAGGUUGGCUAUCGCGCUGAAAGGCACGAUCAACCAUUGA